Penicillium samsonianum is the source of this 1887-nucleotide messenger RNA. RefSeq names its product flavin-containing monooxygenase. NCBI's taxonomy places the organism in Eukaryota, Fungi, Ascomycota, Eurotiomycetes, Eurotiales, Aspergillaceae. Gene Ontology annotation, molecular function: flavin adenine dinucleotide binding; N,N-dimethylaniline monooxygenase activity; NADP binding. The record is from RefSeq and is a predicted model, not a curated record. The transcript has 5 exons. Bases 1 to 1887 code for a protein of 628 amino acids.
AUGGCACCAUCAAUCGUGACCUCAAACCUACCAACCUCAUCUGUGGCGGACGGUAAGGUCCCUGUGGGUUUCACCACCAAAGACGCGAAGGACCUUCCAGAGACCUUGCUUUCGCAUUUCGCUGACAAGAUCAACGGCAAAACCACCGAUGGUCCGAAAUCCACAACUCCCGACCGGCUCAAGGAACACUCAAUUCCAUUCAAUGACCAAUACGCCUUAAACCCUCGCAAACUCCGUAUCAUUACGAUCGGCGCGGGCUUCUCUGGACUAGUGCUUGCGCACAAAUUCCAACAUGCCUACCCGGAGCUUCAGGACUUUGUUGAUCACACGAUCUUCGAAGGUCGAAGCGAUAUUGGAGGAACAUGGCUAGUCAAUACGUACCCAGGCGUGCAAUGCGAUGUGCCCUCUCAUAUCUAUGCCUUCCCAUUUGACCCGAACCCAGACUGGCCCCGCUUCUAUUCCAGCGGACCUGCGAUUCAAGAGUAUAUCAAGACGACAGUAAAGAAGUGGAACCUUGAUCGUGAUGUGCAAUUAGAAACCCAGGUUGUUGGUGCCUACUGGCAAGAAGAUUCAGGAAAAUGGAAGAUUACUGUGAAGCAUGGUGGAGUUGAACGUGCUGAGUACUGUGACAUUUUGAUCUCAGGCCAGGGUAACUUGGUGAGCCCUUCCUGGCCAAAGAUUGCCGGACUUUCCGAUUUCAAAGGCCAUGUUACGCACUCUGCACGAUGGGACCACGACUUCGAUUACUCCAACAAGCGGAUAGCUGUCAUUGGCAACGGAUCGUCUGGCAUCCAGAUUGUACCUCAAAUGACCAAACUGCCGGGUACGACAGUGCGCAACUUCAUUCGUGGUCCAGCUUGGGUCUAUUACCGUGUCCCACCUUCUAAGCAUCUUGGGAGAGAAACCGAGGACACCAACCCGGAAUUCCUCGAAGAAGAGAAAGAGCGGUUCCGUGACCCUGUUCAACAUCGGGAAUACCGUAAAGGAAUUAUCCACCGUACCAACAAGGCAUUCCGCUUGUUCAUGAAAGGAGAGCCCAAUGAAACUACCGUGGCACUAGCAUCAGCCCAGAUGGCCGAGAAGCUCAACCAUGAUCCUGUGCUGUGCGAACAGCUUAUCCCUAAGUGGGAGAUCGGUUGCCGUCGAGUGACCCCUGGCCCUGGCUACCUAGAGUCCUUCUCAAAGCCGAAUUGCAGUCUCACGUCGAGUCCAAUUACGAAGAUCACCGAGAAGGGUAUUGUCACUGCUGACGGGCAGGAGUUUGAGUGCGAUGUUUUGGUUUGUGCUACUGGCUUCGAUGUCUCUAAAUGCCCUCAAUACCCGCUCGUCGGCCAGAACGGAGUCAACCUCGCCCAGAAAUGGAAGGAUGAGCCCACCUCAUACCUAUCAGUAGGAACCGAUGACUUCCCCAACUAUUUCACAAUGGCCGGCCCCAACUGCCUCUGCGGCCACGGAUCCCUCGUCGAAGCAUUGAACUGGACAGGCGAUUACUUUGUCAAAAUGAUCAAGAAGAUCGCCACAGAAGACAUCAAGUACAUGGUCCCCAAGGCCUCGUCCGUGCACGCCUUCGGCAAAUACCAAGACGAGAUCCACAAGACAUUGGUGUGGUCCGGCUCCUGUCGCAGCUGGUACAAGAGAGGCACCGUGGACGGCCGAGUCACACAUCUCUUCGCAGGCAGUGCUAUCUUGUUCCGCCGCCUGCUCGGCGAGAUCCGCUCAGAACACUAUGACAUUGCUUACAACUCGGGCAAUCCCUUCCGCUUCCUGGGCAACGGAUUCACUGAGUGGGAAAUGAAGGAGGACGCCGAUCUGGGAUGGUACGUGAAGGUCGCUAAACCGGGGCCUGAGGCCUAUGCUGGCGAUGAUAAGAGCUGGGUAGCGAAAUAG